Messenger RNA from Phytophthora nicotianae INRA-310, 503 nucleotides. RefSeq lists its product as hypothetical. NCBI's taxonomy places the organism in Eukaryota, Oomycota, Peronosporomycetes, Peronosporales, Peronosporaceae. The transcript has 2 exons. The record is from RefSeq and is a predicted model, not a curated record. The coding region runs from base 327 to 503 and encodes 58 amino acids.
GUCCGCUGUGCUUCUCAAUGGUGUGCUGGGCUCGCCAUAGUCCGCAAAAUUGACUCUGAACCAGUCAAAUUUGUGGCGAUUGAGGGGCAACGCCCGUGUGAGGGAUGCACAUUUAAGAUUUCGCCCACCCCCACCUAAUCUACCUAAUGUCCGCCUCCAAGACCAAGGAACUAAGCGAAGAAGACCGCAGGAACAACAUCUAACUCGAGACUGUGAUGAGCUCAUUGCAGUCGUCGAAGCUGCAUGUUGGGAGCUACCACCGUCUACUAUCAAUGCCGCAUUUCUAAGUUUGCAAACGACAAUGAACAAGUGCAUCGAGGAGAAAGAUGGGAACGACUUUAAACCUGUUCACAUGGGGAAAGCUCACCUGGCGAAGUAGGGAAGACUUCCCCUCAGCAUCCGAUGCUCGACAGAUCCGUGCAACUUUUUCCAGACAGAGUAGUAUUAGUGCAGGCAACGUGCACUGUGGUUGCUCGGUCUUUAACGCUUUAAAUACAGCUUGA